AUGGCAAAGUUUCCCAUGGCGGCGACCGUCGUCUGCGCCGUGGUCCUUGCGGCUCUGGCAGCCGCGGCCGGCGGUGAGGCUGCGGUCGUGGAGCACACCUUUGUGGUGCACGAGAUGAACCAGACACACCUGUGCAACACGACCAAGAUCUACGUGGUGAACGGGCAGCUCCCAGGCCCCACGAUCGACAUCACCGAUGGCGACACGGUGGUCGUCGACGUCGUGAACCGUCUCCCCCACGGCCUCACCAUCCACUGGCAUGGCGUCCGGCAGAUGAGGAGCUGCUGGUCCGACGGCGCUGGCUUCAUCACCGAGUGCCCCAUCCCUCCCGGCGGCAACCGCGUCUACCGCUUCAACGUCACCGGCCAGGUCGGCACGCUGUGGUGGCACGCCCAUGUCACCUGCCUCCGAGCCACCGUUGCCGGAGCCUUCAUCAUCCGGCCCAAGGGCGGAAGGUACCCGUUCCCAACCCCGACCAAGGACGUGCCCAUCAUCAUCGGCGAGUGGUGGCAGCUCGACCUCAUCGAGCUCGACAGGAGGAUGAACAGCGGCAACUUCGACGACAACCCGGUAGCGGCGACCAUCAAUGGUAAGCUCGGCGACCUCGGCAACUGCUCAGGGAAGCCGGAAGAGAGCUUCGUUAUCGACGUGGUGCGCGGGAAGACCUACCUGCUGCGUAUCUUGAACACGGCACUUUUCUCUGAAUACUACUUCAAAGUGGCCGGGCACACGUUCACGGUGGUCGGCGCUGACGGGAACUACCUGACGCCGUACAAGACGGACAUGGUGACUGUCGCGCCAGGUGAGGCCAUCGACGUGCUCAUGGCUGCUGAUGCCCCGCCGGCACACUACCACAUGGUGGCACUCGCAAACCAGCCACCUGAGCCUGACACCCAGAUCCCGGCAUAUGUCUCCCGUGGCCUCGUCCGCUAUGCCGGAUCCGACAAAAACAACAACGGGCUUCCUGUGGCGAUGCCGCUCAUGCCAGACCAGCACAACACCAUGCCGUCCUUCUACUUCCACAACAACCUCACCGGCCUCGCCCACCCGGACCGGAAUCGCGUCCCCAUGCAUGUCGACGAGCGCCUCUUCUUCACGCUCGGCCUCGGCUCCAUCUGUCGGGGCAAUGCGACGUCCUGCAAGCGCCGGAGGAGUCCCGAGAGCAUCGUGGUAGCCACCAUGAACAACGUCUCCUUCCGCCACCCGACCAACGCGUCCCUCCUAGAGAGGUACUACGAGGGCCGGACGAGUGGUCUCUACACGGAAGACCUCCCCGAUCGCCCAGCGCGCCCGUACAACUACACGGACCGUGACUUGAUCCCGCUGGGACCACUGGAGGAGGCGCUGGAGCUAAGGCCGACGAUCAAGGCCACCAAGCUCCGGAGGUUCCGGUACAACACAUCCGUGGAGAUCAUCUUCCAGAGCACUGCGCUUUUGCAGAGUGACUCCAACCCGAUGCACCUCCAUGGAUAUGACUUCUUCGUCCUCGCCAUGGGGCUUGGCAACUACGAUCCCAAGACAGACCCCGAGAAGUUCAACUACCACAACCCACAGCUAAGAAAUACAGUGGAGGUGCCUAGGACCGGAUGGGCUGCCGUGCGCUUCGUAACCGACAACCCUGGGAUGUGGUACUUGCAUUGUCACUACGAGUUCCACAUCAUCAUGGGCAUGGCCACAGCGUUCAUCGUCGAGAAUGGGCCCACGCCGGAGACCAGCCUGCCCCCGCCGCCGCCAGAAUUCAAGACAUGUGGCGCCAAUGUCUUCACUCAACCAUAA
Molecule: messenger RNA, 1776 nt
Organism: Lolium rigidum
Lineage: Eukaryota; Viridiplantae; Streptophyta; Magnoliopsida; Poales; Poaceae
Product: laccase-19-like
Exons: 3
Coding region: 1-1776 (591 amino acids)
Biological process (GO): lignin catabolic process
Cellular component (GO): apoplast
Molecular function (GO): hydroquinone:oxygen oxidoreductase activity; copper ion binding
Source: RefSeq, a predicted model, not a curated record